Aspergillus calidoustus is the source of this 945-nucleotide messenger RNA. The record is from the annotation of a GenBank genome assembly. Lineage: Eukaryota; Fungi; Ascomycota; Eurotiomycetes; Eurotiales; Aspergillaceae.
AUGCCCACCCACGUCGUUCAACGUGGCGGAGAUUUGUUUCUUAUCCUUAGACACCUAGACCAUACCUCAGAUAUCCCAAACCACGAAGGGGAGACAGAGAAUAAGGACCCCACUGCGGGCCCCUUCAGCCCACGUAAAUCCAAGCGCAGACGAGUCACGACCCCGAAGCCCAAAAAGAAGAGGAACUAUGGGCCGAACGAUCACCGCAUCCGCGUGUCCUCAGCGCAGCUCAUCAAGUCGUCUCCCUUCUUCAAGGUAGCCCUCACAGGCGGAUGGAAGGAAACAGUGAGGUUUCAAAACGACGGAGACAUGGAAGUCGGAGCGCCAGACUGGGACAUCGAUGCCCUUCUCGUCGUGAUGCGUCUAGUCCACAAUAAACCCCGUAAAUUACCAACGCAACCAUCCUUCGAACUUCUCACUGGAGUUUCUAUCAUUGCGGACUAUUACCAGUGCCGGGACGCUGUGCUGCCAUACGAAAAGCGGUGGAAAAAUAUACUGUUCCCGAGUAUAACUUCUAUGGAUAUUGAAACAUUCGUCACUGGCCUGUGGGUUGCGUCGUUCUUUGGCUGUGGGGAGGAUUUCCGCAGAUUCUCUAUCGAUCUGUUGGAGCACAGCCAUGGAACGCUCGAUUCAGGUGGCCUACCACUUCCUCAGAAUAUACUUGGCACAGACACAAUCUGCGACCGCCGCCGAAUCAUGCUGGACGAGUUCAUAACGAGCAUGUGGCACUACAAGGCUGCGCUGUACGACCCUCUUGACAUGAAGGUACUUAACCGGUUUAUUCUCGAUAAUGGCCUGGCGCAUGCAGCUCUCCCACUAGCAGACUUGACGAUACAUCGGCUGAGGCGGGAGUUUGGAGCACUGGAUCUUCCUAUUACAUGGUUGGGUGAGCGGGCACUCAAGCAACUUACGCCUGAGGGGCUCAAAUUGAGUGAUUGGGUGUGA